Molecule: messenger RNA, 871 nt
Organism: Lacerta agilis (Sand lizard)
Lineage: Eukaryota; Metazoa; Chordata; Lepidosauria; Squamata; Lacertidae
Gene: USE1
Product: unconventional SNARE in the ER 1
Exons: 8
Coding region: 16-816 (266 amino acids)
Biological process (GO): retrograde vesicle-mediated transport, Golgi to endoplasmic reticulum
Cellular component (GO): SNARE complex; endoplasmic reticulum
Molecular function (GO): SNAP receptor activity
Source: RefSeq, a predicted model, not a curated record
GGCUUCGACGCAGCGAUGGCGACCGCGGCUCCGAUGAUGCCGGUUCCCCGCGCGGAGCUGAAGCUGGUCCGGCUGCUGAGCCGCUGCGAGGCGCUGGCGGCCGACCGGCGCGGGCCGGACGAGUGGCGCCUGGAGAAGUACGUCUCUGCCCUGGAGGAGAUGCUCCUUGACCUCAAGAAACACUCCAGCAAACCUGCUCCUGAGGUGCUGAACGAAUAUUCCCGCAAAGUGGAUUUCCUGAAGGGGCUGCUGGAAGCAGACAAGCUGUCGUCAUCUUCCGAAAAGGCCCUGGCCAACCAGUUCCUGGCCCCCGGGAGGACCCCCACCACCACUAAGGAGAGGAUGCCGGCCACCAAGACGGUGCAUCUGCAGACCAAGGCCCGCUACACGGGCGAGAUGAGGAACGAGCUGCUUGGUACAGACCCCUCGCGCCUGCCUGAUCUGGAGGAGACGAGUCUGAGAAAACGCACGGGCCCCCUCCCGGAUGAGAAGCAGUCAGCCGCCGAGCUGGACGCCGUCCUGCAACACCACCACAGCAUCCAGGAGAAGCUGGCCGAGGAGAUGCUUCACCUGGCGCGCAACCUCAAGAACAACACUCUGGUGGCGCAGAACGUGAUCAAGCAAGACAACCAGACCCUGUCCCACUCGCUCAAGCUGGCUGACCACAACUUCGAAAAGCUGAAGGACGAGUCCGACCGCCUGGAGCAGCACGCCAAGAAGUCCGUCAACUGGCUCCUCUGGCUGAUGCUCAUCGUCGUCUGUUUCAUCUUCAUCAGCAUGAUCCUCUUCAUCCGCAUCUUCCCCAAGCUCAGGUGAUUCCUGAGGCUGCAGGCGGCAACCUGGCGGCUCCUCUGUUCGCCUCACGCCGUUG